Messenger RNA from Lingula anatina, 1546 nucleotides. RefSeq names its product probable E3 ubiquitin-protein ligase MID2. NCBI's taxonomy places the organism in Eukaryota, Metazoa, Brachiopoda, Lingulata, Lingulida, Lingulidae. The record is from RefSeq and is a predicted model, not a curated record.
AUUCUCACACCAGACUGUUUACCAACUAUAUUUCAGAGUGGAAAUUUAACCUGACUGUUAAACCGAAAGUAAGUUACUGGCUGUUUGUUUUAUUUGAAAACUCAAACUUUAAUAAGGUUUGACUGGGUCUUGAAUGUGGCUGCUGCUGAUCCAUGUUAGACCACAUCCAGGACUGAUGGCACACAGCAAAGGAGCAAGACCCAAGGAGCAGACCUCUGGUGACAUAGAUCUAGAUCUACUGACAUGUUCAAUAUGCUUAGAAGCAUUUACAGAACCCGUAGGUUUGCCCUGUCUGCAUCCAUUUUGUAAGAAAUGUUUGAAGGAUCAUGUGAGAAGGGCAGCAUUUGGUCAAAGUUUUUCCUGCCCAUUAUGCAGAAAGAAGACCACUUUGCCAAGGCAAGGGGUAGAUGCUUUCCCGAACUAUUUUGUAGCACCUAAAAUACAAGACUAUGUGAAAGAAAUGAACAAAAGCGAACAAAGGUGUGAUUUUUGCUGGGAUUCUGAUGAAACAGUGGUGACAGCUACUAGUUACUGCAUCACAUGUAAACCUGUUAAAUUCCUCUGCUCCUUACAUCUGCAAGCACAUAGAAAGUUAAAUGUGAAAGUACCUCACAAGACCAAAGAUAUCCAGCCUCAAGGUACAAAAUGCUCCUUUCAUCCACGAGAAAAUGUUGUCUAUUUUUGCUUCAAUCAUGGCAUUUGUCUCUGCAUCCUGUGCGCGGGGAGAGAAGAGCACACGUCGUGCAGGCUCCUGGAUCUGAACGAGGGAUUUACACACCAGAUAAAAGAGGUGCAAGAGCUUGCCCAACAAUGUGAAACAUUAAAGAAACAAAAUCAGGAGCUGACUUUGAAACUGAAGAAAACUUGUGAAAUUCCAGCAAGUCCUGUUAAUGACUGGAAUGGGCUUCUUUUCUUUCUAUUCUGUAUCUUUAUUUUUGUCAUGCUUUCAAGUAUAAGAACUGAUACUUAGAUAUUCCCUGCCCAAUAGCUAAAAAGACUGUAACAUAUAAUGUAGACAUAAAAUGACUGCACUUGUUAUUAGGCCCUAAAAAUAUCAAUUAAUCAAAAAGAUAACAGUUUUUUUCUAUUUUCCAGUCAUCUUAGCAACUUUGCUGUAAUACAGAGAAAACCACAUCAGUGAUAUGAAUGUUGAUGUUGACAUGAGUAGAUGUUGAUAUCAAUGUUGAUGUUGAAAUCAACAUCUAAUCACGUGAGUGUGAUGCAGGCCUACGUCCAGGUUGGCCAUAAGCUAAUAGUAUGUAACAUUUCUCAGCUUGUGUUUGAUAAUUUUCAUCUAUGAUCCAACUACCAAGCUACUGAACAUUUUUGCUCGUAUAUCUGAUUUGUUAAAUGGUAUAGGGAAACCUAAUUACCUAAUGAUGUAUGAUAAUAGCACAUGCAAGAGAUAAUUUGUUUGAUCAUUUAAUAUACACAUAAACUUUGUAUUUAUCAUUGUUAUUAAAUACAAAAUGCAUUUAUUAUUUUCCUCUUGCCUCAUAACUAAAAUAAUUUUAUUGUGAUGCACCACUGGGGAGGAGACCUUAAA